AUAGUGAAAAAUGCCUAAAAAGAAGACUGGUGCUCGUAAGAAAGCGGAGAACCGUCGUGAACGUGAAAAGCAGAUAAGGGCAUCAAGAGCCAACAUAGAUUUAGCCAAACAUCCUUGUAAUGCUUCAAUGGAAUGUGAUAAGUGCCAGAGACGGCAGAAGAAUAGAGCUUUUUGCUACUUCUGUAACUCUGUUCAAAAAUUACCCAUUUGUGCACAAUGUGGAAAAACCAAAUGCAUGAUGAAGUCUUCAGAUUGUGUUAUAAAACAUGCUGGUGUGUACAGUACUGGACUAGCAAUGGUGGGUGCAAUCUGUGAUUUCUGUGAAGCUUGGGUGUGUCACGGGAGAAAGUGUCUCAGCACACAUGCCUGUAUCUGCCCUCUUGCAGAUGCAGAAUGUAUUGAGUGCGAAAGAAGCGUCUGGGACCAUGGAGGCAGAAUAUUCGCCUGCUCUUUUUGCCACAAUUUCCUCUGUGAAGAUGAUCAGUUUGAACAUCAAGCCAGCUGCCAAGUUCUGGAAGCAGAGACAUUUAAAUGUGUGUCCUGUAACAGGCUUGGGCAGCAUUCAUGCCUGCGUUGUAAGGCAUGCUUUUGCGACGAUCAUGUGCGAAGUAAGGUUUUCAAGCAGGAAAAAGGAAAAGAGCCUCCCUGCCCUAAAUGUGGCCAUGAAACUCAGCAGACAAAGGAUCUGAGCAUGUCAACACGCUCUUUGAAAUUUGGCCGACAAACCGGAGGUGAAGAUGCAGAUGGAGCUUCUGGUUAUGAUGCGUACUGGAAGAGCCUCUCCUCCAGCAAGGCUGGAGAUGCAGGUGAUCGUGAGGAUCAGUAUGAUGAAUAUGAAGCAGAAGACGACGAUGAAGAUGACAAUGAUGAGGGAGGGAAGGAUUCUGAUACUGAGACCACAGAUGUAUUCAGCAAUUUGAAUUUAGGAAGGACCUAUGCUAGUGGGUAUGCACAUUAUGAAGAACAAGAAGAUUAAGCUUAGUAUGCUGGCAAGCUAAAACACUUGGAAGGAGUAAACAGUGCUUCCCUUGAGUUGUGUACAUGCCAGUAGGAUGACUCUAUCAGGUACUUACAUAUCAAAGUUAGGGAGUAAAGAGUGUGGGACUUCUGCAGUAACUCCAGGUGAGGUU
This is a messenger RNA of Tauraco erythrolophus (red-crested turaco), 1130 nucleotides long. The record is from RefSeq and is a predicted model, not a curated record. Lineage: Eukaryota; Metazoa; Chordata; Aves; Musophagiformes; Musophagidae.